CCUCAUCCAUCCAAAUCCUCAAUAGCAGCAUUCUGCAUUUACAUUCCAGAUGGCACCACAGAUCCAUGACAAAGCUGUUUUGGUUUUUUCCUUUCCUGUUAUACUCUCAACAAGAGAUUCAUUCAGAACACAUAAUAUUCAAGCAGUUGACAUUUUACCCCACAUAUCACUUGAGGCAAGUAAGGGUCAGAGAGUGGUUUUGCUACAUGAAGAAAUCAUGUGCAUUUUCUUUAUUAGUGUUUUGAUUCUCACAAGGUCAAGCAGCUUGAUCAAGCAAGUUUCAGUUAUCAUCCUCUUCCAGAAGUGAAGCUUUUCUUCAGGAAAACACAUGAUUUGAUAAGGAACUUUAGAACAUUUCAGAAUGCACAAGGGCUGGAAUGUUUCUUGGGAACUUGACAGACUGUGAUAGCAUCCACUUACAGUUUUACACACAUGGAUAUUUACAAAAACUUCCCUGCAUCUCUUUCACCUUUGAAAUCCCUAUUGAGUUCAUCUGGGUUAACUUGCUCAAGUUCCUUCUUCCUGCAUCCUUUAUUUUCCCCUCUGCAAAAACUGUGUUGCUUCAAACUUUUAACAGGUCUAGCAAAACCAACUAGACCCUUCUGGCACCAAUCACAGACUCACUGAGUUUGGAAGGCAGUUCUGAGGCCCUGUGGUCUAACCCCCUGCUGCAGCAGAGCCAUUUGGAGCUGGUUGUCCUUGACUGUGUCCAAAUGGCUUUUGCAGAUCUCCAGUGGAGGAGACUCGACAAACUCUCUGACAGCCUGUGCCAGUGCCAAGUCACCCUCACAGAAAAAGGGAUUCCUGAUAUUCAGAGAGCACAGCCUGUGUUUCAGUCUGUGGUCACUGCCUCUGGUCCAGUCACUAGGCACUCCCAUGGAAAAAUAUAUAGACAGGUCAGAUUUUUACCAUAAUUAGGAAAAAUACAGAAGCAGCCCCACACUAGCUAAAAGAUAUCAAUGUUAAUACUUUUCAUCUGACUUCCUAAUGAAAUGGAUGUUGGUCACUCCCACUACCUGUUCUUUCCUAUUUUCUUUUGAGUCUGUCAGCCGUUUUUCACCAUAUUUAGAGCCCUGUGCACAGCUUCAAAGACAAGUGAAAACUUAAAAGUUCUUAAUCCUUCAAACUUAAAAAAAAAAUUAUAGAGGGACAGAGAGGCUCAGAUUAAUGAUUCAUUAGGACAAAUGACAAGAAGAACAUGGGUCUUUUAUCUCCUUGCUCUUUUAGCAGUAACUAACUGCUGGUACAUCACAGUACACAGACCUCUGAAUCAAUCACAGACUGCCAUUUCUUGCCUGACCUUGUAAAUGGAAUUAUUACAGUGUCAACACAGGCAAAGGCCAGACUUCAUUAGUUCUGCAGCCCAUGGGAUGUACCCUCUUUUUGUUGCAGUAUUUGCUUCUCAAUAUAGAAUUAAACUGCACUUACCUUAAUCUAAGACAUUCUAUCACAGUGCAAUGAGUUUUGGUCUGCAUAUACUAUUUUGCACAGUGUUGAAAUGGUGCGAAAAGAGUGCCUAAACAAAGCUAUAGUAAAUGCAUGCAAAAAUAGCAGUCCUCUGUAACAAACUAAGCAGCCUUAGAUCAAACAUGUUUGAAUCUAGAAACAGUCUGCCCACUGCAGGAGCUUGUAGUUAUUGGGCAGGUAAAAAGGUGUUGGCCUGUCUCACAGAGCACAUGUAAUUAAUCAAGAAAUAACAGAUUUUUCUGCUGCUUUUUAAGAGGGAAGGAUGCAGAAGAAAAUGAGAAGUUGCCCCCUUGCCCAUUUCAUGCUAAUUAAUGCAUUCAGAAGCUGUACUGAAAGGAAUUUAAACUCGUGAUAGUCAUAAGAGGACAGAUCAAAGGAGAAAAAACCAGACCAAGUCAAAGAAAGCUGCAUAUGCCUUCAGUUAACAGACAGAAUACAGGUCUGAAGGAGGUUUGAGCAGGACCAACCUCACAAAAUGCCCAGGAGAUAUAACCACCUGGACAGCAACUACUUCAGAGGGAAAGGACAUGUCUAUUUUGCAGCAGAAGAAGCUCUGGGUAUUGGACUUUUCAUUUUGGUGCUGGCAAUUUUACUUGCCUUUGGCUGCUGGUAUUACAAAAGACGUAGUGGCUACAAAAGUCUGCGGAGCAAAAGCUCUAGUGUGAGCACAAUACGAAACGUGGUAGAUGAGGGGGAAAUACUGGACUGCAAAAUGGCUCUGCAGGACUACAGAGACUUUAAUUCUGUGGUACCUGAUGCUCCACCAGCUUAUGACAAAAUUGCUGCAGAUCAGUCACCACCUCCUUAUUCACCAUGAUACCAUGAAAUUUGAAACCCUAGACAUAGUGAUUCCAUUUACUCAUGCUAGCUCAUUUCCUGUAAAUGCUUAACUUCCUUAAAGCUAAAAUCAUACGAAAGAAAACAACAUGUCUUCACUAGCAGUUGCUGAAAACUAUUCCCACUUAAUUUACAGAACUGGUCCUUGAAAUGCCUCAAUAAAUAUGAAUGUGCUUUUGUUUUAAGCUUUUCACUUUUUGCAGUCAGAUUAAUACAUUAUGGUCUGGUCAUCUUGAAUCCUUCAUAGGUCUACACAGAUCUGUAGUCACACACUAUUCAGUAUCAAUCAGAGUAAAAAGUGACAGCACCUUUGUCUUCAUCUUCCUCAUUUAGUUUCCCUUUCUUUAAAAAAAUAAUAAAAAGCUCCAAAAAAUCAAAACAACAACAGACACACACACACAAAACCCACCAAAAACCAAAACCAAAAAAUCCCAAACAACUAUUCCUUAGAAUGUGAUGUAAAAGAAUCUGUCACAAAAUGAACCAAACCAUUUGAUUACAUGUCCUCUUACAAACUGUUUUCUCACCAGCAAUAUUAAAAUCAACUUCCAAAAAGUCACUAUGUUUUACAACACACUUUAACCUCACAUCACUUGUUAUGUACCAGAAAUGAAUUAAUUCUUUAUAAAACAUGAUCAAUCUAGGCAAUCUAGGAGUUUCUGCUUGGAGUCCAUAUUAUUUCAUACUGCAAUGGAUAUGACAUCAUCUUUCAUCACUUCCUUGUGGCAGUCAUAUGAGAGAGGAAAAGAACUUUUUUAAUAUAAAGACUUACAUGUCAUUUCUUUGUAAUAUGAUGAAACUAUAUAAGAAAAUGCACAAAAACUAUUUUUCUUGAAGAAUACAGAAGACAGCAGGCUUCUAGAUGUUAAUUUUCCUAGCUUGCUAGAACACUAGCAGUAAUAAAAACCAAAGGAUUUUGAUAUGCAUAAACUGGCUAUAUACAUUUGAUAGUUACUGUUUACUCAGCCUUUUUGUUAUUGCUUGCUUGCCAGAUUAUUACUUAAGAUUAUAUGCAGAGCAAUAAAUUUAUACACAAGGCCUGAUAUCUCACACCAGGAGGCAGCUAGAAUGGUACAACAUUCAUUAAAAUCAAAAGUAGUUACAGAAGAAAACUGAUUUAAUAAAGCAAUUAUUAACUGCUAUUAGUAAAGAAUCUAGUUCUUUGUCAUCAAAUACUCAAAUACAAACAUUAAAACAAAAUAAGUUUUCAACACAAGGCACAGCUACUUGCUUAACAUAAGCUCCAUUUGUGUUGACAAAUAACAAAGAUGGGUUUUUUGAAAUGUUUCUUCUGUAAUAAAAAUGUUUAUAUAGAUUAGUAAAAUUGUUGGAAGGUAAUAAAUAUCAGUAAUUCCUCUGAAAGGUUAUAAUCCAUCCAUAUGUUUUUAUAAAUGUAGUUGAUAUAUUUAUUUACAAACUUAGGGCCGUAUUUUUGAAUUUUAACCUAAAAAGCUGUCUUACCUGUCUCAUUUCCAAUAUCUGCCUGACAGGAAAAAACCUGUGGAAUUAUUUAGUAACAGAAAGAAGAAUACACAGGAAAACAUAAAAAAUGCCAUCUUAUAGCUAGUAAGCACCAGAGAUAUAGAACACAAUGGCUGACUAAUUUUCUUACAGGACUGGUAAGCUAAAGCUUGGGGCUGAUAUCUUCAGCAACUCAGCGCUCUGUAUUUCUCUACUCUAGGGGAGCAUCCUUUCAAAAGACUGUAGUAUUCCAGUGGAACAGAACUGACAUACACAGUAAUUUUCUCAUGUCUGAGAAAAAAAAUUAAUAGAACUUAUUUAUGAAGAAGUGACUAGAGUUCAAAAAUUUUUACUUGAUUGCACACAUUUUUAGUAGUGUCAGAAUUAAAUAUAUUACCAGAUGUUGCAAAAGCUCAUGAGGAAGUUAACACUGAUGAAGUAGAAAUAUUAAUUUCUUCAUGGGACUACGUAAGGCUAAAUUAUUAAAACUCCUCAGCAGCCAGAACUGGAACAAUUAAACUUUGAGCUGAAUUUAUAGACACUUAAAGGAUAGGUAAGCUCCCUUAGAAACCUAUCCUUAGUUUUCAGAAAGCCAUCUCCUUUUUUCUCCUGGUGAAAAUAGUAUUUUUGCUUUAUAGACACAGUUAGCCAGUGGUCUCAGA
Messenger RNA from Passer montanus (Eurasian tree sparrow), 4427 nucleotides. RefSeq names its product melan-A (gene MLANA). Bases 1943 to 2284 code for a protein of 113 amino acids. The transcript has 5 exons. NCBI's taxonomy places the organism in Eukaryota, Metazoa, Chordata, Aves, Passeriformes, Passeridae. The record is from RefSeq and is a predicted model, not a curated record. Gene Ontology annotation, cellular component: trans-Golgi network; melanosome; endoplasmic reticulum membrane.